AUGGCGAAAACUAGUACCGGUGGUGUUUCUUACGGUGUUGUACCAGAGAUGAGACAUUCCAAGAGCGAGGAUCUCCUUGGUGCUAUACCAAAUUCAAGAUCGACAAGUCCUACUAUUGGUUUAUUACCUAGCACCGCUUCCGAGGACGAUUUGAUAGCUGCCAGCGCUUUACACGAGUCAACCGAUCGUCAUCGUCAUCGUGUUGUAGUUGCCGCAGCCGCAGCCGCAGCUGCCGCCGCCGCCAUUGCCGAUACUAGAAGGUUACCAUCCUCGUCGUCGUCAUCGUCAUCUCCAUCGUCAUCCUCGACGGCACCUAAUAACAACAAUAACAAUACAUCAACUACGACCACCAACUUAUUUGCUUCGAAAUUUGUUGGCACACCUGCUGGUCUUCUUACCGAUCGUAUCGAUCCCGAAGAUUCUAUUCGUGAUAUCGUUACGGAGAAUGAUCUUUAUAGGUUUGUCCUUUUCAAACGUCAUUAUGACAAGUACGUGGCCCUCGCCGCGAAAUACGAGGAAGCAAAGGGUAUUGCUUACUACUUGGAGGAACGUUACCACGAGGUGAAGGCUGAAAGAGAUAAACUGGAAGAGGCCCGUCGUUAUUUGGAGAAAAGAUUAGAGGGCUGCGAGGCAGAAUUAAGAGGUAAAGAGGACGAUCUCUUCCUACAACUGGAGCGAAGUCUUCGAUUGGAGGAAGAAGUCGAACGUGCGAAGGUGGAGCGUGACAGCUUUAUAGCAGCUCGCGAUCGUUUGGAUCAACAGCGCGAAACGACUCUGAGACGAUUGCAACUUCAGCUUGCGCAAAACGAAGCAACUAGGCAAUCCCUCGAAAGGGCACGGCAGGACGUCAUAAGACAGGCGACCGUCAUUCGAGCUGAACGAGAUGCCCUUGAGAAAGAAAACGAAACGUUGAAAGAGAAACUGCGCAUCGGAGAAGACGAAUUGGGUAUAGAAAGACGUAGACGAGAGGAAGGGGUAGCAGCGCUCACUCGAGAGACCAUAACGCUUAGGCAUGCUGCACGACAUCUUCGAGCAGCGACGUUACAUGCCACGUCUUGCCGUCGUCGUAGAAGAUGUUCCAUUUGUCUUUACGCCCAACGUACAUUCGCUGAGGUCGAUGAUUAUCGAGAUGAGGGGGUGAUGGGAACAUUGUAUUUCAGUGGGAAUCUCUUCAAGUGCCUUCAAGCGCCCCUACAAGAUUUGCGUACUUGGUUACGACCAAAUACAACGACUACAGCAGGUCCGUCGCGUACACCAAGGACAAGUUCUCCAUUGGCCGAACGAGAGAUCGCUUACAUCGACGACUCCAGUGUCGACAGUAGCGGCGGUGGUAGCACCAACGGUAGUAGCGAUAGUACAACCAGUAGUACUACCAGUAACAGCAGUAGUAACAGUGCCUCGGACGAUGAGGCAUAUCCAAGUACCUUAGUCGCUGCGAUGUCAUUAUCAUCGGCUAAUUCUAACGUACCACCUACAAAUAGAGCAUUUUCUUCUGACUCAGGCGGACAAUUUUUAGGUUCUCCUCGGAAGUCGGUGACCGCAGAUCACGGUGUUUCGAAAAUGGUUGCAGCAGUACCAGCAGUAGCAGCGGCUGCAGCAAAACCAGAAAAAUCAGCGAAUCCCUCAGCUGUAGCGAGCCGGACGAUCAGGGUACGGUGGGAGGAGGAGGAGGAGGAGGUGGUGGUAGUGGUGGAGGAUUCACACGUUCCAAGUGGACAUCAUCCUUCCGCAAAUUGCUCGGACGUAAAUUGAAAUCGAAGUCAGCAACAACGUCCAAUGGUGGAUCAUCGUGAACGAUCACAAUACACUAUUGAAGGAUAUGACGAUGAAUGAUAACGUUGGAAAAGAUCACAUAGGUCUUUUCAACAAAUUCCCUUUAUUAUUAUGUGAUUGUUCAAAGUAUAAUUCAUUUUUUAUCGUCUAAUAUAAAUUAAAAACAACAAGAAAA
Vespula pensylvanica (western yellowjacket) is the source of this 1948-nucleotide messenger RNA. RefSeq names its product myosin-2 heavy chain-like. Bases 1 to 1752 code for a protein of 583 amino acids. The record is from RefSeq and is a predicted model, not a curated record. NCBI's taxonomy places the organism in Eukaryota, Metazoa, Arthropoda, Insecta, Hymenoptera, Vespidae. The transcript is spliced from 6 exons.